UUGAGGAAAAAGAGGACAUGGUAAAUAAACCUCCCCCAGUCCAUCUCACACCUCCCCUUCCAGUCUUCUGUCCUCUGGAUGAACUCUUUUUAAAUCACUCACUCUCAGUCUCUCUCAGCUGACACAGACUACCUCUCUCCAGCGGCGCUCACCAGAACAGACAACAACUUUGCUUCAUGGCGGCGAGUCUCACCGGAGACAGGAUCCAACCGGACUGUGAUCUAACCGGACGGGCGCGAUCUGCAGACGGAUUCACUAUGCUAGGGAAGAGAGGGAUAUUAGUGGUCCUGCUAUCGGUGUCUGUAGGGGUCUACCUCCUCCCCUCACCCAUAAACCCUCAGCCUUACAUAUUCAAGGGACCCCCUCCGCUCCUGGAGGGCCCGCUGGCUGUCAACACCAGACUACAGAACGGACGCAGGCUGUUCACUGGACAACUACAUGGACCAGAAUCCUUCACUGCGGACCAGGAGGGUAACGUGUACACAGGGACGGUGGAUGGGAAGCUGUGGAGGAUCCAUCAGGAGACUCUAACCCUCAUCACCCACAUGGGGCAGGACUUACAGGAGUGUGGUAGCAGGACAGACUAUGAGCCAGUCUGUGGUCGUCCUCAUGGUGUGCGGUUGGACAGUGGUGGUCAGCUGAUCGUAGCGGACUCCUACUUUGGGCUGUUUUCUGUUGACCCCCAGACUGGACACAAGACCCUGCUACUGGACAGCAAGACAGGAGCUGACGGGGUUCCGUUUGCGUUCCUGAACGGGUUGGAGAUCUCCUCUCAGACUGGGAUCAUUUACUUUACGGACUCCUCCUCUCGCUGGGGACGACGACACGUCAAACUAGAGGUGAUAGAGACCAACGCUCUGGGUCGUCUCCUGACCUUUGACCCCGUGUCAGGGCGUGUGGGUGUCCUACUGGAUGGUCUCUACAUGCCCAAUGGCAUCGCCCUGUCACCUGACGAGAGCUUCCUGCUGCUGGCCGAGACCAGCAUCGGGUGUAUCCUCAGGUACUGGCUGAAAGGCCCCAAGGCUGGCACCAAGGAGGUCAUCAUGAACAAUAUGCCCGGUUACCCUGACAACAUCCGCCUUAGCGACCGUGGAACCUUCCUGGUUGGUCUAACGACCACACGCUUCAGGAAGCUCAUGCCUCCAUUCCUGGACCUGAUUGGUCCGUACCCAGCGGUCAAACGCUUUCUGGCUAAGGUGGUUCCUCUGAGCUGGUACAACAUGCUGUUGCCUAGAUACGGCCUGGUGUUGGAGUUGGACGGGGAAGGGGAGGUGCUGGGGAGUCUCCAUGACCCUACAGGCAGCCUGACCUGGGCCGUCAGCGACGUGUUCUCCCACCAGGGGAGACUCUACCUGGGUAGCACCGACCUGCCCUUCCUUCCUGUCCUGGAGGACUGGAUCUAACCACUAACUUCUGCUGCAGGCCUCUCAUACUAGGCCUGGGGGUGGCUGGGGGGGAGGGGGAGGGUUAAAGUUAACUGACUGUGAUGUGUCCAGAGACUGUGAUGUGUCCAGAGACUGCUGCAGAGAUCCUCAGACACUUGGUCCUGGCUCUACUGCCAAUCACAACCAGGUGUCCUUUUCACUCCAUACGGACAGAUUCCUGUUGAUCUGGGAUAUUUUUAUUACAGAUCAUUUGGUUCCACAGUGCACUGAUUGACCAGGAGACUGUUAAACUGAAUAUGUCUUCAGUUAGUUCAUAUGUGAUUCCACAGUGCCGCCUCAGACCCAUACAGGGGCCAGAUGCUGUUGUAACUAGCCAUGCUGUUGUAGGGGUCUGUCUAACCCAGCUGUAGUUAGUAGUGGUCAGUGUCUCCUCAGACCCAUACAGGGGCCAGAUUCUGUUGUAGGGGUCUGUCUAACCCAGCUGUAGUUAGUGGUCAGUGUCUCCUCAGACCCAUACAGGGGCCAGAUUCUGUUGUAGGAGUCUGUCUAACCCAGCUGUAGUUAGUGGUCAGUGUCUCCUCAGACCCAUACAGGGGCCAGAUUCUGUUGUAGGGGUCUGUCUAACCCAGCUGUAGUUAGUAGUGGUCAGUGUCUCCUCAGACCCAUACAGGGGCCAGAUUCUGUUGUAGGGGUCUGUCUAACCCAGCUGUAGUUAGUAGUGGUCAGUGUCUCCUCAGACCCAUUCAGAGGAAGGAAUGUUAUUGGCCCAUCAGACGACAGGGAAGGAUGUUUUUAAUGAUCAUAACAUGGUUAUAUCUUGCCGUAACUAAUCUGAAAUACAAUUUAACAUCAAUAAUAUCACGUUACUGUUCUGUGGACUCAUAAAGCAUCUCUAUAAUAGUCUGUAAUACUGUUCUGUGGACUCAUAAAUCAUCUCUAUAAUAGUCUGUAAUACUGUUCUAAUAUCGGACUCCGCUGAUCUGAAGACAGUCAAUGGUGUCACCUGUCACUGAUUUUAGAGAGCUGCAUAAUGUUCUGACUGGUUUCUCUGUCUAAAGAUGAUUUUAGAGAGCUGCAUAAUGUUCUGACUGGUUUCUCUGUCUAAAGAUGAUUUUAGAGAGCUGCAUAAUGUUCUGAUCUGUCUAAAGAUGCAUCUGACGACCUCCAGAGGGGGGCAGGAUGAUCUGAUCUGUCUAAAGACGCAUCUGACGACCUCCAGAGGGGGGCAGGAUGAUCUGACUGUCUUCACCGGGUCUAAAAAUGUGGACAAGAUCAGGACAAAGGAUGCAAGUUAGAACCAGGUAUAAACAGGGCUAGGAGCUCUUCCUCAUGAUUUCCUGCUCUGACAGGUUCUCCACUAGGACCAGUAGAGACACAGAACAGCAGUGGUCUGACAGGUUCUCCACUAGGACCAGUAGAGACACAGAACAGCAGUGGUCCUCUCCUCCAACCCUGCUCUGACAGGUUCUCCACUAGGACCAGUAGAGACACAGAACAGCAGUGGUCCUCUCCUCCAACCCUGCUCUGACAGGUUCUCCACUAGGACCAGUAGAGACACAGAACAGCAGAGGUCCUCUCCUCCAACCCUGCUCUGACAGGUUCUCCACUGCCUACCCCCUCUAUUCAAUCUCCAGCUGCCUACCCCCUCUAUUCAACCUCCAGCUGCCUACCCCCUCUAUUCAACCUCCAGCUGAGUACCCCCUCUAUUCAACCUCCAGCUGAGUACCCCCUCUAUUCAACCUGAAUUCGUCACAACCCGACUCGUGGGAAGUGAGAAAAGAGCUCUUAUCAGACCAGGGCACAAAUAAUAAUAAUCAAUUUAACUCUUUAUUUAACCAUCUUACAUAUAAAACCCUAUUUGUUCAUUGAAAAUGGUGAAUAGCUCACCACAUAUUAAUGUUGGGUUGUAUUGGAGAGUCUGUCUUAAAUCAUUUUCCACACACAGUCUGUGUCUCUAUUUAGUUUUCAUGCUAAUGAGGGCCGAGAAUCCACUC
This is a messenger RNA of Oncorhynchus tshawytscha (Chinook salmon), 3379 nucleotides long. Its product is annotated as adipocyte plasma membrane-associated protein-like. The transcript has 9 exons. NCBI's taxonomy places the organism in Eukaryota, Metazoa, Chordata, Actinopteri, Salmoniformes, Salmonidae. Gene Ontology annotation, molecular function: protein binding; strictosidine synthase activity. The record is from RefSeq and is a predicted model, not a curated record. Gene Ontology annotation, biological process: biosynthetic process. Bases 177 to 1403 code for a protein of 408 amino acids.